AUUUUGCUUAGCCUAUAAUUUUAAAUGACAGAUGUCAUAUUUAUUCAUUUAUUUUUCUCUGCAACACUUUUCCUAACGUUACUGCGUUAACAAAAUGUUAAACGAAUUUAGUAUUUUGACAAGAGGAAUAAAAUAGCUAAUAGGCUAUUUUUGUAUAACCUACUUUUUUUUUCUCUGCAACACUUUUUCUUAUUGUGUUGUAAAUGUUAAACGAAUUGUAUCCUGACAAGACGGAUAAAAAUAAGAAAUAUUUUUUGUACAUGUUUAUUUUUUCUGUGAAACUUUUUUUCCCUACUGUCUUGGCAUCAAAAUAUUAAACGAAUUUUGUGUCUUAAAACAUUUUGCUCUCAAUAAAUUCAAGACUCUUAAGACGAAUAAAAUAACAAAUACAAUUUUGUGCAGACUACACUAUUAUUUGUUUAUCUCUCUCUUUUUUAGUAGCGGACAUUUAAUGUGAGAUUGUGGAAACCAGAUCUAAAUUUAGCGGGAACGGUCGGGUCGGGAAGAAAUGGUUCUAAGCGGACAGCGGGUGAACAAAGAGUUAAUAUCGCGGAACAGUCCCGGUCAGACCUCUUGCUCCAACCCUGAUCAAACACAACUGAAAUUAAUUAGACUAAUUAGAUCAGAGCACUUGAUAAUUACAGACAGGUGUGUUUGAUCAGGGUUGGAACUGAACUCUGCGAGGCUGAAAAACAAUAGACGAAGAGAAGUAGCAUCUAAUGUUUAUAAACAAAAUAGAAACAAGGAUUAUAAUUUUGGAUCAAGUGUUUUUUGCAGUGCGAUCAUACGGGCUAAAGAGUAUCUCCAAGGGAAAACACAGCAACCUCCGUCGUUCCUCAGUUCAGAUGACCCUGAAUGCCAUCUCUGAACUCGUUACGCCACACGUUCCAAACGACAGCUCUGAGAGAAUGAUGGAGAAACCUUCUCGCUGCACACGCCGCAAGCAAACCACUGCCCCGGCUGACACCAAACCUGUCAAGCGCAGCACCCGUAACAAAGGUGGCGCCAAAGCUAAGGAGGUGGAAGAAGUGUCUGAGAGCAUUCCAGAUGUGAAUGAAGCCAAUGAGGUGCAGGAUCAGAUCCUGGUGUCUGAAGCCGUGGUGAAAAUUCCCUCCUCGGAGCGUCUGAGAGCAGAUUCGCUGCUGAAGGCUGGUGUGUCUCCGGGCCGAUCUGCUAAUAAAAUCCCUAUUGCUGCAUCUGGUUCGCAGACUAAACUUCAGGGCUCAUCUCAGAAGUCAGCCCGGCGCUCGCUGGUGGUGCGUCGUUCCCUGGUGGGCCUCAGGCAUAGCGUGACCCAGGAAGCUGUUCGCAGGGCAUCCCGGCGCUCUUUCCUGAAGAAGAAAGCCAGACUAGGAAACUCGACCUGCGGCAGCUCUAUCAGCGUUCUGCAGCUGCUGGGAAAACACAGCAACCUCCGUCGUUCCUCAGUUCAGAUGACCCUGAACGCCAUCUCUGAACUCGUUACGCCACACGUUCCAAACGACAGCUCUGAGAGAAUGAUGGAGAAACCUUCUCGCUGCACACGCCGCAAGCAAACCACUGCCCCGGCUGACACCAAACCUGUCAAGCGCAGCACCCGUAACAAAGGUGGCGCCAAAGCUAAGGAGGUGGAAGAAGUGUCUGAGAGCAUUCCAGAUGUGAAUGAAGCCAAUGAGGUGCAGGAUCAGAUCCUGGUGUCUGAAGCCGUGGUGAAAAUUCCCUCCUCGGAGCGUCUGAGUGCAGAUUCGCUGCUGAAGGCUGGUGUGUCUCCGGGCCGAUCCGCUAAUAAAAUCCCUAUUGCUGCAUCUGGUUCGCAGACUAAACUUCAGGGCUCAUCUCAGAAGUCAGCCCGGCGCUCGCUGGUGGUGCGUCGUUCCCUGGUGGGCCUCAGGCAUAGCGUGACCCAGGAAGCUGUUCGCAGGGCAUCCCGGCGCUCUUUCCUGAAGAAGAAAGCCAGACUGGGAAACUCGACCUGCGGCAGCUCUAUCAGCGAUGACAUCUUUAUAGAUGUUGAAACUGAGGAAGAGGAAGAGGAGCGGCGACACCAGGAGCUGCUGGCCAAACGUAAGGCUGACGAGGAGCGAGAGAAGGCCCACAAACUGGCCAAAGCCGCUCGCGCUCUGGAGCUGAAGAAGGAACAAGAGCUGAAGAAAGAGGAGCGCAAACAAGAGCGGGAGCGAGAAAGACAGGCUGCAGCUGAGAAUUUGGUAGAAAGACUAGAGAAAGAGAAGGCUAUUGCUCUUCAGAAGGAACUGGAGAGAGCAGCCAGAGAGAAAGAGAACAUGAGGAAGAUGAGCUCUGUUUUAGAUUCUCCAGUUGGGGAAGGAGCUGUGCACAAUAAGACCAUAGAUCACGGACCUGGACUCAACGUGACUGUGGACAUUGAGGUGAGAACUGUUUUCGAUUCUCCAAUUGGGGAAGGAGCUGGACUCAACGUGACUGUGGACAUUGAGCAAUCUCCACAGUCAUACCAGAUCACCCCAAAAGGCCAGAAAGUGAAUCCUAAAGAUUUUGGCAUGGACCAGAACAGCGAUUACUCAACAGAUGAUGAAUCUGCACCCGUAAAAGCCAUCCCAUCCUGGGCUGAGGGUAUGCAGGUGAAGCAAGCUAUUACGGAGCAAUAUCACAAUCCACUGGAUCUCGAUUCAUAUUUCGGAGAGCCUGAACCUCCCAAACUGGAGGAGAUCUUCAGGUGGACCAAAUCUUGCUUUUUUAAAUGCACUAGCUCUGCCAUCUGGCAUUCUUCACCAUGUUCGGGAAAUUUGGGCAAUUAAUCAGCAGAUGUACUUUUUUUCCUAUUUUUGUUCUGUCGUCUUUUUAUGUUGUUGUCUUCUAUACUUUGAGCUUACAUUUAUAUGUAAGUAGGUUAGACUGGGGAAAAAGAGUAG
Messenger RNA from Onychostoma macrolepis, 2867 nucleotides. Its product is annotated as inner centromere protein-like. The transcript is spliced from 11 exons. Gene Ontology annotation, cellular component: nucleus; meiotic spindle midzone; midbody. Gene Ontology annotation, molecular function: protein serine/threonine kinase activator activity. The record is from RefSeq and is a predicted model, not a curated record. Gene Ontology annotation, biological process: positive regulation of protein serine/threonine kinase activity; metaphase chromosome alignment; meiotic spindle midzone assembly. The coding region runs from base 720 to 2753 and encodes 677 amino acids. Lineage: Eukaryota; Metazoa; Chordata; Actinopteri; Cypriniformes; Cyprinidae.